CAAGGGCCUCAGACUCUAGAGACUCUAGAGGUAAAUUAUUAUUCCCGUUCUGCCCCUGAAAUGGUGGAAGCCCAGACAUGGGCGACGCGUCGUAUGAGCAACCCCCGCCUCCUCGACGCCUCCUCCACCCCCGCCGCCGCCGACCUCGCCGUGGACAUCCCCGCCACUCCCCCCGGCGACGUCCGCAACGGCACUAGCUACAGCACCUCCUCCCUCCUCUCGCCGGCGCUGUCGACGGCGGCGAUCAUCGCCUCCUGGUACCUCUCCAACAUCGGCGUCCUCCUCCUCAACAAGUACCUCCUCAGCUACCACGGCUACCGCUACCCUAUCUUCCUCACCAUGCUCCACAUGCUCUCCUGCGCCGCCUACAGCUACGUCGCCAUCCACUUUCUCGAGCUCGUGCCACGUCAGCACAUCGUCUCCCGCCGCCAGUUCUUCAAGAUCCUCGCCCUCUCCGCCAUCUUCUGCUUCUCCGUCGUCUGCGGCAACACCUCCCUCCGCUACCUCCCCGUGUCCUUCAACCAGGCCAUCGGCGCCACCACCCCCUUCUUCACCGCCAUCUUCGCCUGCCUCAUCACCUGUAAGAAAGAGUCCGCCGAGGUCUACGCCGCCCUCCUCCCCGUGGUUUUCGGCAUCGUUCUCGCCAGCAACAGCGAGCCGCUAUUCCACCUCUUCGGCUUCCUCGUCUGCGUGGGCUCCACCGCCGGCCGGGCGUUGAAGUCCGUCGUGCAGGGGAUUCUGCUGACCAACGACUCGGAGAAGCUCCACUCCAUGAACCUCCUGCUCUACAUGGCGCCGAUGGCGGCCUGCAUUCUGCUGCCGUUCACUCUCUACAUCGAGGGCAACGUGGCGGCGAUCACGGUGGAGAAGGCCAAAGUAGACCCCUACAUUGUGUUCUUGUUAUCAGGGAACGCCACCGUGGCGUACUUGGUGAAUUUGACCAACUUCCUGGUGACCAAGCACACGAGCGCGCUGACGCUUCAGGUGCUGGGGAAUGCCAAGGCGGCCGUGGCGGCAGUAGUGUCGGUUUUGAUUUUCCGGAACCCGGUGACCCUGAUGGGGAUGACGGGGUUUGCGGUGACCAUUAUGGGGGUGGUGCUUUACAGUGAGGCGAAGAAGAGGUCGAAAGUUACCACACAUUGAUACAGGAAAGAAAUAAGGAUUUUUCACACACAUUCAUUUGACUCGACCAUCAACAAUUCGGGUACGAAUUUGUUUUUUUCUUCUUUUUUUUUAAUUUCCAAAUUGUUGUUCGUUCCGAGAUUAAUUUGAUUUAAGGGAUCAAAACUCAAAAGGAAGAGAAAUUGGAUCACAAAGUAAGAUGGGAAUGGGGUGUAUAGGAUAUGGUGGAGAAAGAGAAAGAAAAGAUAUGCUCUUUGUCUGCUUUUUUUCUUUCUUUUCUUUAAUUGUUUGUUGAUAGGGUAUAGCAGAGAAUAUGUAAGUUUUCUCUUUCACUUUACCCUGUGUGUAACGUUAUGAAAUAUCCCGCAAUUAAACACAUACAACUCUGAUAUCAAUUUUAGUUCAUUGGGGAGGAAAAAUUUCUCUUCCAA
Molecule: messenger RNA, 1553 nt
Organism: Argentina anserina (silverweed cinquefoil)
Lineage: Eukaryota; Viridiplantae; Streptophyta; Magnoliopsida; Rosales; Rosaceae
Product: probable sugar phosphate/phosphate translocator At1g12500
Exons: 1
Coding region: 61-1143 (360 amino acids)
Cellular component (GO): Golgi apparatus
Molecular function (GO): antiporter activity
Source: RefSeq, a predicted model, not a curated record